AUGUCUGGCAAGCAAAGCAACCAUAAUGGAGAAAAUUUAGGGAAUAAGUCUCCAGGAUCAAAAGUGCACAGUAGUCCCAACUCAGGGAAAAUCGAAGGUAGCAGUGAAGCCAAGGACAAUGCAACUGAAAUCAGAGCGGUAUUUAGCUCGUCAAGCAACUUGAAGGAAGAUGAAGAAAAUAAAUCAAGGCCGCAAACAUCACCGCUCUUGUCAUCGACCCCACCUAGUGUUGCUAAGUCGUUGGUAAGAUCGUAUCCGUACUUAUUGAUAGUUAAUAAGUUUUUAUCGAUCAUAACAUGGACUAAUGAUGAUUAUUGGAUCAAUAUUAUUCUUGUUUGUUUGUAUUCGUUGGCUAUAUUGUAUUUCGAAAAUUUGGUGACAUGGCUGGGACAUUUGAUUAUAGUAGGCAUUAUCACAUUGUAUGCAUUAUUAAACAAUAAAAUCAUUGAGGAAACGAAUUUACACCCAACUUUGGAUGAUGUUGUUCAGGCAUUGACCACUACGUGUAUCAAAGCUGACAUGUUGUUGAAUCCUAUUACAUCAUUGUCGUUAACUGCCUACGACAUCAAAAGACUCCUUUUCACAACGGUUUUCUUGACUCCGCUUUAUCUUAUUGUGACAUUUUUAAUUGUCAAGCCCAGAAUCAUAUUGUUAUUCACGGGACUCCACAUUCUUACAUACCACUCAUCGUACUCGAGAGUUACGCGUAAAAUGUUGUGGAAGAUUAAAUUGGUCAGAGUGUUGUGUUUUUACUUGACCGGAUUGGAUUUCCUGCAAGCUAGAAACCAUUCCUUAUUUGCUGCUGCCUUUGCUAAAGUUCACAAAAAUGCUGGACAUGCUUUAGACUUGAGUAGUGAAGCUUCCAACAAACCUGUAAGAUUUACAUACGUGAUUUACGAAAAUCAAAGACGUUGGUUGGGUAUCGGUUGGACAUCGAAUUUAUUGUCUUACGAAAGAACUCCAUGGACCGAUGAAUUUUUGAAUGAAUCUUCGUCCAUUGAGAGUUUCCAACUUCCAAAUAACGAAAACAAUAACUAUUCAUUUGGAGCCCAACAAUCGCAGCAAUUGUCCGGAAACGGUACAACCUGGAGAUGGGUUGAUAAGACUUGGAGAUUAGACUUGACAAAUGAUGGCGCCAUUACUUUACAAAACAAUAAGAGAUCCAAGACCACUGCUAAUCCAUCCACCGAUGAAGGUUAUAUCUAUUACGAUAAUACCUGGAAAAAGCCAUCGACUGAAGAUUCAUUUUCAAAGUAUACUAGAAGAAGAAGAUGGAUCAGAACUGCCGAGUUGGUAUUUAAUGGCUCGUCUGAUAGGACUCCUUCAACUGAGGAAGAAAUUUCGUCUAGCAGUGCAAAUAUUCCUGAAUCUUCCAAUUCAACCACUGGCGCAGAAACAAACAAUUCUUCAAAGUCGGCUAAGAAAAGAAAGAGCUUAAGAUUUGUGGACUCAGAAUCAGACAAAACAGAUGAGAAGACUGAUAAGCCAGAAUCCCUCAAUCAAGUUGAAAAAGAAUUAGCAAAUGAAGAUCUGUCUACAAAAGACUUGAAAAAAGGAGUAGAAGAACUAACCUCAAUGGCUCAAGAAGCCGAUUUCACGGGCAAGAAAAAUGAUUGA
This is a messenger RNA of Debaryomyces fabryi, 1617 nucleotides long. RefSeq names its product peroxisome biogenesis protein. The record is from RefSeq and is a predicted model, not a curated record. Gene Ontology annotation, biological process: peroxisome organization. Bases 1 to 1617 code for a protein of 538 amino acids. The transcript has a single exon. Gene Ontology annotation, cellular component: peroxisomal membrane. Lineage: Eukaryota; Fungi; Ascomycota; Pichiomycetes; Serinales; Debaryomycetaceae.